Aspergillus costaricaensis CBS 115574 is the source of this 1173-nucleotide messenger RNA. Its product is annotated as putative meiosis-specific topoisomerase Spo11. Gene Ontology annotation, molecular function: DNA topoisomerase type II (double strand cut, ATP-hydrolyzing) activity; ATP binding; DNA binding. Lineage: Eukaryota; Fungi; Ascomycota; Eurotiomycetes; Eurotiales; Aspergillaceae. The transcript is spliced from 7 exons. The record is from RefSeq and is a predicted model, not a curated record. Gene Ontology annotation, cellular component: nuclear chromosome. The coding region runs from base 1 to 1173 and encodes 390 amino acids. Gene Ontology annotation, biological process: meiotic DNA double-strand break formation; meiotic DNA double-strand break processing; reciprocal meiotic recombination.
AUGGAAGUAUCACAUAUAGACGACAUGGAAGCAGAGGUGUUCGAACUACCAACAAACAUCACUACAAUUCCUCAAACACCAGUUCAAAGCUACAUUCAGGAGACGCUAGCAGCAAUCUUGGAUGAAAUGUCCUCCCCUGAAGGCCAACCGUCCAUUACUCUCAAACAGAGAGGUAGAAAGUUCGCAUCAUUAUUCAUCAACCCACAAACACAGGCCCUGGAGUCCUCAGAGAUGCAGACAUACACGACCUACAGAUGGCCCGGCAGAGAUGAGAACGAAGCCUGGAGAUUCACUGUCUCUUUACGGGUCCUCGCUGCCAUUGCAGAGGCAGUUCAAGCGGGAUUGGUGGUUUCCAAGAGAGACAUAUAUUACAGCGAUCCGGCCUGUUUUGGUACUCAGAGAACCGUCGAUGCCCUCGUUGAUGACUUGGCGCACACAAUGGGGGUGGAUCGUACUGCUUUAUAUGUGGAAGCAGCAGCAAAAGGACUCGUUGUGGGCUACUAUCAGAUAAUUACUAGCAGCGGCGCAGUGGUGGAUGUGCAAUUAUCAAACCAGGAUACUCUAGUACCCAGAACGCAAGACAUUCACAAGAUCGAUCUCGCAGAUGUUGCGUGGGUAUUGGUUUUAGAAAAGGAGGCCGUAUAUCGUCGACUCGCGGGCAGCAACUACCACAUCAGAUCUGCAGCAGGAAAGGGCAUCCUCGUCACCGGAAAAGGGUAUCCCGACCUCAACACUCGGGCAUUCGUCCGAAAGCUCUUCGACCACAGCCGCCAACUCACCAAACUACCGCAGUUCUAUGCUUUAUUUGAUGGAGACCCAGACGGAAUGGCCAUCAUGGCCACAUACAAGUACGGUUCUGUGGCUUUUGCCCACGAAAACCGGAACUUGAAUGUCCCAGGUCUCCACUGGCUGGGACUGAAAAUAGCAGAUGUGGUUGCAGGCGCUGAUCCGCUAGGCGAUAAUAAGCUAAUCCGUCUCACAAAGAGAGAUAGGAAGAAGGUCGUCGCUAUGCUGUCUAGAAAUCCUAUCUGGGCGGCCGAUGGCCCGGAGCCGGAAUGGCGAGUCGAGCUGCAGCGGAUGCUCAUGUUGAAUGUCAAGGCAGAGACGGAGAUUCUGUAUGACAUGGAGGGAGGAUUGACCCGAUGGUUGGAUCAGAAGCUGAGUAGUAGGUAG